Messenger RNA from Erigeron canadensis, 497 nucleotides. RefSeq lists its product as uncharacterized. Bases 38 to 463 code for a protein of 141 amino acids. The record is from RefSeq and is a predicted model, not a curated record. NCBI's taxonomy places the organism in Eukaryota, Viridiplantae, Streptophyta, Magnoliopsida, Asterales, Asteraceae. Gene Ontology annotation, molecular function: calcium ion binding. The transcript has a single exon.
AUCUCGUUCCGAUUUCACAGAAUAUACACACAAAGAUAUGGGUAUAAUAAUCAUCGACGGACAGACGGUCCGGUCCUUUGUGAACGACGAAGUUCAAUUCAAUGCCAAUGCAGACGAGCAGUUUAAAUCUCUAGACACCAACAAGGAUGGCGUUUUAUCAGGAUCCGAGAUGCGAAAAGCAUUUGAAACCACACGGUUCUUAGAGACGGAUUUUGGUUUCGACAAGCCUACAACACCAGAAGAGCUAACUAAGUUGUAUGACUCUAUAUUUAGUAGUUUUGAUGAAGACAAAAAUGGGACAAUUGAUAUUAAUGAAUUUAGAUCAGAAGUGAAGAAGAUCAUGCUAGCUGUUGCUGAUGGACUUGGUUCGUCCCCGAUUCAGGUGGCUGUGGAUGACGAUGACCGAAGUUUUCUUAAGAAGGCGGCUGAUUAUGAAGCGGCUAAACUUGCCAAGACUUUUUAAUAUUCGAUGAUCUUAAUUGAUCAUAGUAAUAUGU